UUGGUUGUCCCGAGGUGAAACAGGAAGGAGGAAGUGGUUUGUUUUGUCAUGUAGCAUUUUGCUUUCGUUCUUAAGCUGUUAAAAUGCAGCCCCAUCAGGUGGUUAUGAUGGGCACGGCCUCACCCCCCAACGUCUCAUACGGUCAGCCGGGAUUUGGACACGCACAGGUGUCUCCAUACCCGCCCCCACCUCCCGGGCCUGGCUACUACCCCUCGGGCCAAUACUAUUCUCAGCCGUCAUCUCCGGGGUACCAGUACCCGCCCCCACCCCCGGGGCCUGGACAAUACUACCAGUCCCCACCAGUCUACAUGUCACCACAGCCAGCCACUGUGGUCUAUGCCCAGCCCAUGCAGCAGACGUACGCCACCCAGCCCAUGCAGCAGACGUAUGUUACCGCCCAGCCCAUGUACGGUCAGGUCAUGGCUUCUCCUAUGCAACAAAUUGUGUGGAUGCCGCCUAUUGGUCCUAUCGAGAAUUGUCCGAGAGGACUUGAGUAUUUGACGAAAAUUGACCAACUCAUCAUUAAACAGGAGGCAGAAAUUUUAGAAGCUGUCCUCGGCAUCGAAACCAGCAACAAGUACCGCAUAUUCAACAGUCUCUACCAGCAAUGUUACUAUGCCUUUGAAAGCUCGAACUUCUGCUCAAAGCAGUGCUGUUCUGAAAAUCGUGGCUUCACCAUGUACAUUCAAAAUAACCUUAAUGAGGUUGUGUUUACAAUAGAUAGACCAUUCAAUUGCUGUAAAGAUAAUAUUAAUGUUAUUGCAAAAGAUGGAACACUUUUAGGAAAAGUACACCGGAAGUACAAUUUUUGCUGCUGUAGCCCACAGUUUCUAAUCUAUGAUCAUAAUUCGAAUCCCUGUUAUAAAAUCAAAGGACCUUGCUGUAAAUGCACUCUAUGUGACCGACAAAUAGAGUUUCCGAUUCACAAGCUUGGUUCUGACAUCAUUAUUGGCAGUAUCUCUAAGAAAUGGUCCGGGAUGGUUAAAGAAAUGUUCACUGAUGCAGAUACCUUCGGCGUUACCUUUCCCAUUGAGCUUGACGCUCGAAUGAAAGCCACUAUAAUCGGAGCCGUCUUUCUUAUCGAUUUUAUGUACUUUGAAAGCGGUUGAAGGUGAAAAAUUCAAAUAGCUGCAUCACCGGAUGGGCUGAUCAAUCACUCUAUCAAAACUACCACCAACCUUUAGCUAAGGUGUUUUUGUAUCGCAAAGACUAGGACAAUGUAGGGCUUUAGUGAAUGAAGAUCUGCGGGGUGCUAAAUGGGCCAGGGGUUCUCAAAUGUUUGCUUUCACCUAACCAUUGACUACACAUCUCAUUUAUAAAUUAGUUCACUCUCCUUAGCUUCUGCAGCUAUUUGAUCAACAGUGUUUUUUGUUUGUUGAGAUUUAUGAUGUGGUUAGGAAAGCUCAAAUAGAUACAGAGAUUUUAUAAAUAUAUUAUAUACAAUGUAUAUAUACACAAUUCAAAUAUAUACAAUUGUAAAUAAUAUAUACUUAUACAUAUACAAUAUAUCCAUUUAAAUAUAUACAUA
Molecule: messenger RNA, 1528 nt
Organism: Physella acuta
Lineage: Eukaryota; Metazoa; Mollusca; Gastropoda; Physidae
Product: phospholipid scramblase 2
Biological process (GO): plasma membrane phospholipid scrambling
Cellular component (GO): plasma membrane
Molecular function (GO): phospholipid scramblase activity
Source: RefSeq, a predicted model, not a curated record